Molecule: messenger RNA, 1936 nt
Organism: Salvia miltiorrhiza (redroot sage)
Lineage: Eukaryota; Viridiplantae; Streptophyta; Magnoliopsida; Lamiales; Lamiaceae
Exons: 9
Coding region: 980-1696 (238 amino acids)
Biological process (GO): retrograde vesicle-mediated transport, Golgi to endoplasmic reticulum
Cellular component (GO): SNARE complex; endoplasmic reticulum
Molecular function (GO): SNAP receptor activity
Source: RefSeq, a predicted model, not a curated record
AGCCUAACUUCACAAUUCAAAUUGAAUUCCAACUUCUCGGCCCACCCCCCAGCGCCACUCCACUCCACUCUGCAGAUCGGAGUCUCCGACUCUCCGACACUGAUUGAGCGGCUUCCGGCCGUCCACCUCCGGUCUCGGCGGCUCGGCCACUCCCCACCCGAAUUCCCUCUCGGCCACUCCCCAGUCCCCACCUGAAACCCCUCUCGGCUCCUCUCCGCGGUCUCUGCCCAGUCCCCAAUCCUCACGGUGAGCAGCUUCUCAGCGGUCCGGCGCCCACCUCGGCCCCUCCAACGCUGUGUUCUUCUCCAGCCCACCGCCGCUCGCUGCGCCAAGUCGCCAACUCCGGCCGCUGCAGCAGGAUGUCGAUGAUGUUGAAAGUAGCUGUAACAUGAAAGACAUCUUUGAGGAUUACAGAAAUUGAUCGUUUCAAUAUUAGGAUUAUUAUGUUCUUUCUUAUUUUGGAUUGUUUGGUUUUAAAUGGAUUAUGAUGUUCUUAUUUAUUUUGGAUUGUUUAGUUUUAAAUGAAUUAUUGUGUAUUUUUUGUUCUUGAAUGAUUGUUGAAACUUUAGAUUGUAGGAUGUUCUUGAAUGAUUGUUGAAACUUUAGACAAAGUUCGUGUAUGCAAUUAACUUCUUUUUCUUCUUUUUCUCUUUUACUUUUUCUUUUCUAUCCUGCAUCUCUCCGUCUCUCACUCACCGGUUCUCUCGAUUCCUAAGAUCCGGCGUCUCUUCGCCGUCGACCACCACUACGACCACUCUCAUCUCUCUAUCCAAUUUCUCUCUCACUACCCCCGCUCCGUCCCAGCUCUGCAACCAGCAGUGCGCGACUGUGCCUCCCUCUCCUAGCCUUCCCUGUCGCCCCGCCCCGCCUCCUUCGGCCUCGGCAUCUCCGUCCUCUGACUCCGCAGAAGCAGCAGUUUCCAAAGCCCAAUUUCCGGUAUUUAAGUUGGUCUUUUAACUAUACAUGCUUUGGAUUCGUGAUGGGCUUGAGCAAAACUGAAGUGAAUUUGAGAAGGUUACUUGCAGCAGCUCCGCAGCAACAAAAUCAGGGAAAGCUUAUACAUUAUGUGGCCACUUUAAGAGAGCAACUGGAGCAAUUGGCUGAAGAGAGGACUCCUGAAGGUUUGCCAAGGGCUUCAAAAGCUCAGUUAAAUGAAUAUUCUGAGAAAAUUGAAGCUGUAGCAGCUAAAUUAGAUGUCACUGAGUCCAUUACUCAAGUUCAUCAGGAGCCGUCCUUUGAAACCAAGGUCAGAGAAUCCCCUACCACAUCUGACGGAGAAAGUAUUCAGUCUCCCAGAGGGCUGAGAAGGAGAUUUUUGCCCCCAUCGGGAGAUAGAUCCCCCAGUACUAACGAAGACAGUAAUAAUGCGAAGUCUGUCAAACUGGAUGCUGCAGCACAUGCUCAUAUUGAGAAACACAGACAACUACAAGAAGACUUGACGGAUGAAAUGGUUGGUUUGGCACGACAACUCAAAGAGAGUAGCCUUAUGAUGAGUCAAUCCAUAAAAAAUACCGAAAAGAUACUUGACUCAACUGAGACAGCGGUUGAGCACAGCUUGGCGAGCACUGGGCACGCAAACUCUCGUGCGAUGGAGGUUUAUUCGCAGAGUCUGAAAACAACGUGCUUUACAUGGUUGCUGAUCUUCGCCAUGACAUGCAUAUUUGUCAUGGUUGUGCUACUAAUUCGUGUUACUUAGGAUUUAGGAAUACCUUUUGGGGCAGCUGUAGAAUAUAAUUCAUGUUAUAUGUUAAAACUUUUUCAUUCUUGAGUGGCGUUUGGCAUCAAAAUCAUGUGCAUAGGUUUAAAGAGAAAAUAAAGAACAAAGUUUAGAAUGAGAAUCCAAGCAAUAUUGCUAGACAGAACUAUUCGUGGUUGAGAUGAUUCACAAGAUUUUCUUAAACACAUUGUUGAAAAGAAGUUUAUUAGUUUAUUAUUA